This is a messenger RNA of Aplysia californica (California sea hare), 802 nucleotides long. RefSeq lists its product as uncharacterized. The record is from RefSeq and is a predicted model, not a curated record. The coding region runs from base 148 to 522 and encodes 124 amino acids. Lineage: Eukaryota; Metazoa; Mollusca; Gastropoda; Aplysiida; Aplysiidae. The transcript is spliced from 3 exons.
AUGAUCGAGAAAGCAGUGGUCAGUUUUUCCUCUCUCUCUCAGAAUCCAUUUGCCGAGUGGUAAGAAAUCCGACUCAACUGGGAGCGAAGUGGGACAAAUCUACGCCUAGCACAGACUUCUUUACCAGCUACAUUCCGAUUUUUCAGCAUGAAGUGGAUGGCGCUACUCUUUGUUGCGCUUGCUUGCCUGACCGUGUCUACAGACGCAUCAAGAUAUAAUAGGAAACCAAAAAAACCCAAGACGUGUCAACACUUUGGACAGUGGUCAACACAGUCGUGCCUGUAUAAGGAGAGCGACAAGCUGUCGCAGAUACUCGGGUGCCAAGACAAGGUCGAAAAUGUCUGCAAGUGCCCCGAUCGUACAUCAUGUCACACCUUGCUUGAAAGGGGUGGAACUGAAGAUGUUUGCAUGUUCAAGUGUGUUGAUAUCGACAAAGCGAAUGGAGUGAACGAUCUUGGCAAAUACACAUAUUAUUCGAUCAAGGGGGAAGAGAGACACAUUUGGGUGCACGAUGCUAUUUAGAUGAAUGCAUACGUCUUGGUUCUGUUUUGCUCGAUUAUCCUGUUUGUCUUAAAGUUACAAUAUUAAAGUUAAAAUAUUAUAUUUUGGUCAAGGAUGUCAUUGGAUAUGAAAAAGUCACCGAAACUACGAAUGCGUAGAAUGUGUUGUCAGACCUUGUGGCUGUAUACGUUGCGUACAGCAAGACAUUUCUUUUAAAGAAAACCCACUGCUCGAAAAGUUUUAUUUUGCACUGUAUUGAUGGAAAAAUAAUUGCUGAUUAAAGAGAGAAAGACGAUUUGAA